CUAAAUGUAAAAGAAGUGGUGUGUUGGCAGAGCUGAGAAAUUUGGACCAAAGUACAAUAAAAGAGGGAUUUUUCUCGUCCUCCGUGUCUAUUAAAGCAGCCAGGCAUUUCGUAAUGUGGUAACAUCUCCACUGAACCACAUUUUCUCUCGAUAAAAACAGGAGCUGAGUUGAUUAAAGACAAUGGGCAAGAAAGAUGCCAGCGCAACCAAAUUACCAGUUGAUCAGUAUCGGAAACAGAUUGGUAAACAGGACUAUAAAAAGACCAAGACUGCAUUAAAGGCUACACGACUGAAAGCUGAAGCAAAGAAGAAUUCGUCUGGAUUCAGGGAUGCAUUCCUCGUCAUCGCAGCGAUCCUGCUCUUUGUGCUUUGUGUCUACGCCUUCUUCUACCUCAACCUGAGCACCGAGAUCAACCUGGACGUGGAUGUGGAUUAACUUCUCUGUAUUUAACAUACAAGGGCAAGAGGGUGAUGUAAAGACAUGAAUGACCAUCUAUUUGUAGUUUUUAGUCAUGUAAUAGUGACUACCUAGAGGGUAAAAACACUGGUCCCACAUGACAGCUAAUCUUGGAAACGUAGCAUAGCCCUGUAUGUUAGACAUCUGUUUCAAUCCACAAAUACUGAGAUCUCCUUUGAAAAGAAUUAAAAAGAAUAUUUGUAAUGGAAGUAUUCCAAUAAAGGUAAGACGAUAUCCGAUGACGUAAAUCCAAUCUAAACAUCCUUUUAAUGUCAGGCGAACAUCUUCCCUCAGUCUACACUGAGGGUCUGCUGUUGUGGAUUGAAAAACUUUAUUUUGAAAAAUAUAAAUAUAUUUUCACAGGAUUCUGUAGAAAUGCAACCCAGGCUUGUGUCGCUGUCAGAUGCUGCAUCUAACUGAAUAACAACCAUUUGGCUUCUUACCUAAAUCAAGCUGGUAAAAUAACCAGUGGGCAGGGGAUGAAAGCCUUGUUUUGCCUCAUGUGGUCAUUACAGGGCAUAACAGGCAUGUUUCCACUGCAGGAACCUCAGGGUACAAGUGUGGGGGGGUUACAGGAACGUCCUCUCACCUAGCCGUCUUGGCUGCUGUGUCUCCAUUAUGGAGUUGGACCCACAAUAAUAAGUUAAUUAAUUGCGAUCGUUGUGUGACUGAUUAGGUGGUACAGUAUAAGCAGUGCCUGCAAAUCUGCGUCGGUCCACUUAUCAUACUUUAUUGUUUCAACUGUAAAAUCCAUAGAUACUCCCAAAAUCUACUAUUUCCUGCUCGACUUCUGCAGGACUUUCAAAAUGCCGCUUGUUUCCUCUCCUACUCUGGGCCUACCCAGUCAGCAUCAAGUAAACCUUUAAGCUCCACCCAGGAGUUUUCAGGGGUGUUUGGAGUACCUACUUUGAAGCAGGGACUGGGUUAACCCUGUAAAAAUUCCUGCAGUGGAGACACGCCCCAGUGACCACACCCCCUUAAAACUAGCCGAAGUUGCUGCUCUGGAAACAUACCUAAUGACACAUGAAAACUACGGAUAGCGUCCCAAAACACACACAAGUCCUGUGUGUGAUUUGAGACUGGUUAACACACUAAUGGCAGCACUGAUACUGAAAUUCAGCUACAAGACAACCACAUCAACUAUUGAAGUUUAAAAGCCAUUUUUGAGAUUGUUUGAACACGUGUACAUUUCUAUCCUUGUUUUUUUCUGUGUAUUAAUAUCUGUUGUAUUGGGAACAUGUAUUGAAGCUGUAAAGGGGUUCUACGUAGUAUCAAUAUUCCAAACUCUCAUCAGAACAACAGAUUGGGGAAGCCAUGAACCAGAACACACACACACACACACACACAGUGAACAAAACCACCAGUGAAUCAACACUGGAUCACCAGAAACGUUCACUGAAUAACGUGUGAAGGUCAUUGUUUACACACAUCUGUAUUAUGUUAUCAUCAAGUUUUCUUCUUCAAACAAAAACUGGUUCAAAUAACACUGCGUUUUAGAAUCGUCACAUGCUGCAUCAGCCGAUAGUUUACAUCAUAGCUCUGUUAGCUCUGUUUUUAGACUGAAAACAGACCCAGUGAAACCAUACAUCACCUGUUUUCUCUACAGUUUGUGUUGUCACUACCUGCACUAAAGAUCUGUUUGGAAUCGAACAAAGUCAGAACUGUCACAGUUUAGUCUGAACUGUGCAUCAACAAACAACAACUUAGCAAAGAUAAGAACAUAACAGUAACUUUAUACCUUCAUAAAUCUCAUAAUCCAACUCACCCGUGUUGAAGAAAUGCUGCCAUUUGAGCAUCAAACUGCAUUUGUUUACUUUAGAGCAGCGUUCAGUGGUGGAAACAACAAAAAUGAUUCUACUUGUGAACUAUU
Sphaeramia orbicularis (orbiculate cardinalfish) is the source of this 2327-nucleotide messenger RNA. It is a transcript of the gene triqk, whose product is annotated as triple QxxK/R motif containing. The coding region runs from base 182 to 436 and encodes 84 amino acids. The transcript is spliced from 4 exons. NCBI's taxonomy places the organism in Eukaryota, Metazoa, Chordata, Actinopteri, Kurtiformes, Apogonidae. The record is from RefSeq and is a predicted model, not a curated record. Gene Ontology annotation, cellular component: endoplasmic reticulum membrane.